Molecule: messenger RNA, 923 nt
Organism: Mixia osmundae IAM 14324
Lineage: Eukaryota; Fungi; Basidiomycota; Mixiomycetes; Mixiales; Mixiaceae
Exons: 3
Coding region: 211-621 (136 amino acids)
Source: RefSeq, a predicted model, not a curated record
GCUUUGGCCUUGCUAUCCAUGUCGCCCAUGGGUAUGUCGGCCGUCUUGAGAUCAGCCAUCCUUGCAUGUGGUCUGUGCGAGCGUCGAUCGCCUAUGCAUCGAUGGAGGACCCGAGGAGGCAGCGCCGCGCUUUUUCGCGACAUGUCAUGAUCGUCGCUGCUUCACAACGGGCAGUGAGGCCUUCUCCAUGCAUCUCCUGUCCUCAACAACAUGCUCAGCAUACGCACGCUGACCCUGCUACUAGCACUGCUGCUUGCUGUGCAUGCAUGUCAACCCUCAUCCGCUCGCCGCAGGACAGGAGCAGCUGAGCCUAUGCCCGGACAAGUCCCGCAGCUACCUCUCGGUGUCCGCCUCCAGCCUACGCCAGUCAUGACGCGCGAGGAGAGUCGUAGACGCGCCAGGCUAAUCGAUCAAAAUGUGCAACCCACGUCGAUGCCAAAGUCCAGGACGACCAGUGCACAGCCACCACGACCAGGCCAUCGACCGCAGGUAGCUGAACCAACCGGGGCGACGCGUCAGACACAACACUCCAGCUUGACAGACUUUCACUGGCAGCGCAUCCUCAACGCAAUCGCGCUCGCUGCUGGCUUUCUUCUCGGAGUGAUCAUCACAUUGUGUUAAGACAGGCAAAGAUACAAGACCGUUCCGACAAGACAUAUCGCCAAACAGAAGGACUGCCCAUGAGCUUGUGUUAGAUUCGGGUUUCAGGGAAGCCAUCUGGUGAAUGCGAUUGCAAGAGUUGUUCUUUUGAUGACGAGGCGUCGUCGCGGAGAUGCAGAGCGAAAUCUUCGCCAACGAGCUCUUUGACGGUGUAGACGAUCCGAUCGACGCGAUUGAUAAAGUUCCAAGCCAGUGUCGUCGCCGUGCAGAACUUCAGAUAGUUUUCACUGCUUGCAACGUCCAUGUUGACAGUGUGCGGCACG